This is a messenger RNA of Pecten maximus, 1452 nucleotides long. RefSeq lists its product as uncharacterized. Gene Ontology annotation, molecular function: glutathione transferase activity. The transcript is spliced from 10 exons. Gene Ontology annotation, biological process: glutathione metabolic process. NCBI's taxonomy places the organism in Eukaryota, Metazoa, Mollusca, Bivalvia, Pectinida, Pectinidae. Bases 42 to 1370 code for a protein of 442 amino acids. The record is from RefSeq and is a predicted model, not a curated record.
CCCAGGUAAAUGCAUCGUGUCUAUAAAAAGGUUGACGCUACAUGUGCAUGUCUCAUUUAUCAUCUAUACGGAUAGUCAGCAACAUGCCUUCGUACAAACUAACAUAUUUCGAUGCCAGGGGAAGCGCCGAAUUGACCCGACUGGCGUUAGCUGCUGCGGGAGCUGACUUCGAGGAUGACCGAUUGAGCCGAGAAGAAUGGGCGGCACUGAAACCAGAAACUCCACAGGGAAAAGUCCCAAUUUUCAAGGUUGAUGAAAAGGUCAUUCCUCAAAGCCGUGCAAUGCUACGGUACAUAGCCCGACAAUACGGUCUCUACGGUAAAGACAAUGAAGAAAAAACCGAUGUGGAUGUAGUCAUUGAAACCGUUCAGGAUCUGAAUGACCAAAUAUUUAGAUCAUUCUUCGAAAGCGACGAAAAGAAAAAGGCCGAGCUUCACAAGGAAUUGCUGGAUAAGACAGUGCCAACGUACUUUAAAAUCUUCGAGAAACUUCUAGGAAAAAAAGAUUGGAUGGUUGGAUCAAAGCUUUCUAUUGCUGAUCUGGCAGUGAUGAAUGUGUUUGAUUACAUGGAUCCGCUGUAUGAGAAGGUAAAUGGGCAAAGUAUCUAUGCUAAAAAUCCUGUAAUGAAGAAUCAUGCAGAUCGAGUGAAAGCCAUUCAAAACAUCAAGGAAUGGCUGGAGGAACGUCCUGAAACUGACAGACGCUACAGGUAUAUGUCUCAUUUAUUAUCUAUACGGAUAGUCAGCAACAUGCCUUCGUACAAACUUACAUAUUUUAAUGGCAAGGGAGGCGCCGAAUUGACCCGACUGGCGUUUGCUGCUGCGGGUGUUGACUACGAGGAUGAACGAGUGACGCGAGAAGACUGGCCGGCACUGAAACCAGAAACUCCACAGGGAAAACUCCCAAUUCUCAAGGUUGAUGAAAAGGUCAUUCCUCAAAGCCGUGCAAUGCUAAGGUACAUAGCCCGACAAUACGGUCUCUACGGUAAAGACAAUCAAGAACAAACCGAUGUGGAUGUAGUCAUUGAAACCGUUCAAGAUCUCAAUGAGCAAAUCUUUAAAUCAUUCUUCGAAAGCGACGAAAAGAAAAAGGCCGAGCUUCACAAGGAAUUGCUGGAUAAGACAGUGCCAACGUACUUUAAAAUCUUCGAGAAACUUCUAGGAAAAAAAGAUUGGAUGGUUGGAUCAAAGCUUUCUAUUGCUGAUCUGGCAGUGAUGAAUGUGUUUGAUUACAUUGAUCCGAUGUGUGUGAAGGUAAAUGGGCAAAGCAUCUAUGCUAAAAAUCCUGUAAUGAAGACUCAUGCAGAUCGAGUGAAAGAGAUUCCAAACAUCAAUAAAUGGCUGAAGAAACGUCCUGAAUCUGAGUUUUGAAGUGAAGUUAUCAUGACUUUGUGUUUUACCCUGAACUCCUUGUGUGACGAUAUUCUGCUAGAUACUUACCCUUUAGGUGAUU